AUGAGCGACAGCAGCGAGCAGAACUACGGCGAGCGGGAAUCCCAUUCUGCUUCCAGAAGUGGAAGUGCUUAUGGAUCUGGGAAAUCUGCAAGGCAUACCCCUGUAAGGUCUCGCUCCAAGGAAGACUCCAGGCGUUCCAGAUCAAAGUCCAGGUCCAGAUCUGAAUCUAGGUCUAGAUCUAGAGGAAGUUCUCGAAGGCAUUAUACAAGGUCACGAUCUCGGUCCUGCUCCCAUAGAAGAUCCCGUAGCAGAUCGUACAGUAGAGAUUAUCGAAGAUGGCAUAGCCACAGUCGUUCUCCCAUGUCUACUCACAGGCGUCAUGUUGGGAAUCGGGCAAAUCCUGAUCCCAACUGUUGUCUUGGAGUAUUUGGAUUGAGCUUAUACACUACAGAAAGAGAUCUAAGAGAAGUGUUCUCUAAAUAUGGCCCAAUUGCUGAUGUGUCUAUUGUAUAUGACCAGCAGUCUAGACGUUCAAGAGGAUUUGCCUUUGUAUAUUUUGAAAAUGUAGAUGAUGCCAAGGAAGCGAAAGAGCAUGCCAAUGGAAUGGAGCUUGAUGGACGUAGGAUCAGAGUUGAUUUCUCUAUAACAAAGAGACCACAUACCCCAACACCAGGAAUUUACAUGGGGAGACCUACCUAUGGCAGCUCACGCCGUCAAGAUUACUACGACAGGGGAUAUGAUCGAGGCUACGAUGAUUGGAACAAUUACAGCAGGUCAUACAGAGGAGGAGGUGGAGGAGGAGGAGGAUGGAGAGCUGCUCAAGACAGGGAUCAGAUAUACAGAAGAUGGUCACCUUCUCCCUACUAUAGUCGUGGAGAUACAGAUCACGUUCCAGAUCUCGAUCAUACUCACCAAGUCGCUAUUAAAGCAUGAAGUUGAAGACUUUCUGAAACCUGCCCUAGAGUUGGGAUAUUGUUUGUGGACAAUAUUUUUUAUUGUCUCCUGUUUAAAAAGUGAACAGUGCCUAGUGAAGUUAGGUGACUUUUACACCUUUUAUGAUGACUACUUUUGGUGGAGUUGGAAUGCUGUUUUCAUUCUGCAUUUGUGUAGUUCGGUGCUUUGUUCAAAGUUAAGUGUUUUCAGAAAAGUAUGUUUUGCAUGUAUUUUUUUACAGUCUAAAUUUUGACUGCUGAGAAGUUUCUAUUGUACAAAACUUCAUUUAAAUGGUUUUUCUACUGAAUCCAGGGUAUUCUGAAGAUCGAAGCCUGUGUAAAAUGCUACCAAAUGGCAAAAAGCAACAAUAAAGUUUGGUUUUUACUUUUC
Messenger RNA from Balaenoptera ricei (Rice's whale), 1263 nucleotides. RefSeq names its product transformer-2 protein homolog beta-like. Gene Ontology annotation, molecular function: RNA binding. The record is from RefSeq and is a predicted model, not a curated record. Gene Ontology annotation, cellular component: spliceosomal complex. Lineage: Eukaryota; Metazoa; Chordata; Mammalia; Artiodactyla; Balaenopteridae. Gene Ontology annotation, biological process: positive regulation of mRNA splicing, via spliceosome.